Molecule: messenger RNA, 2685 nt
Organism: Canis lupus familiaris (dog)
Lineage: Eukaryota; Metazoa; Chordata; Mammalia; Carnivora; Canidae
Exons: 6
Coding region: 456-1067 (203 amino acids)
Source: RefSeq, a predicted model, not a curated record
UAAGGAAGGACUUGCUGCCCGUUGGUGGGGAAUGCAGAGAGCAGUUUCCUGCUGGCAGCCUCUCGCAAGUCUGCCUCAGUUGCAUGGGGCACGAUUUUUCCGGAGCUCAUGCCUUUCCCAGGGCAUCUCACAUGCGUGCCUGAGCCAUGCGGGUGUAUAGAGGCCCAGACACUUUGGUCCGGCCACUUCUAACUGACACAAGACCAUUCUGACGGGCAGCACUUACUCCAGAGCUGUCCUCUGGGUUGAUGGAGGUCCGCGUUGUGCCUUUACUUCUCCCUUUGCCAAAUGCAGCUCCUCCCUUCCCUUCACAAGUGUUGAUCUUGCUAAGGAGACUGUCUCAGCACCUGGUUUCAGAGAACCUGCCUGUUACACAUGUGCAAUAUGCAACUACAUGUGCCUGCGCAUAAACAUACACAUAUUAUAUAUGUACAUAUAGAACAUAUGCAUCAUACAUGUAUAUAUGCACAUAUAAAGGUUAUAUACGCACACACAUCCUCUCACACACAUGUACAUUCACACCCAUCCUGGUGUCUGAAGAGCUGCUUCUGUUCCCAUCCAAGGCUAACCACAUCUACUGGAUAUUGAUUGCUCUCCUCUGCCCUGUACCUCAUUCCUUCCUGGCCUGGUGGUCACAGCCCCAUAAUUGUUGUGAGAGAAUGAAGAAGAGCUGCCUCUUCAUCCAGAGGCCCUCCAUUCCACUGGCAUUCCUGAGCAGUGACGUUCUGGUGGAGUCACAAGGGAGAAGAUUCAGAGCGUCGGAGAGGAGGAUGUUCUCCUCUACUUUGGAGUCAAGAGGAGCAGCAGCUAUCCAGAUGGUUUGGAGAUGUUUUGAGAGAAGGCGAGGCAUUGUUAGAAGAAGUGGGAACGCAGAAAAAAAUGAACAGAGUGACCUUGAUGGUUUGGGGUGGCAUGUUGUCUCCAUCUCUUCUGGGAAGUGGUCUUUUUCUGUGGUGCAUGAUCCCAACGGGCAGCGCCACAAGACAUUUGCUGAUGAACCUCGCCCAGCUUUGUUCACUCUACACUUCCCUCGUCAUACAGCCAAAUGCUAUUCUUACAUAUUUUGAAGUAACCAUUAACUGCAUUUGGUGUGCAUCAUUCCUAUGCAUUCUUGACUUUUCUACAUAGAUCAAAUGGAUGUGAGCUGUUCUCCUGAAAGGUGAGCUGAGGGCCAGACAUGGACUGUAAGGAGAGCCAAAUGCAGCUGCUUGUAGAAGUGCAUGCUAUAUUUCAUCAAAAGCCCUCCUGCUUUCAAAAUGACAGAGUCUAAAUACUUCUCUUGUUUCUAGAGUACCAUAGUUUGUGCUCACUGCACAUCCUCAAUUUCCACUGACAUUUGGAGGGCAUGUGACUACCUGGUCAGCAGGAGAGUAUUCCAACAGGAGGUGUGCCGAGAGCCAUAUGAAGUCAUCUUAGUACACCUCAUUUACUCUUGAAGCUGAGCUUGGGUACAUACCAUGUGCUUGGAGACAGAGCCUUGAUGCAGUCUGACUCUAAACUUGCUCAUCAGCUCUAAAUACUCGUUUGCAUGGAGAAUACAUUUAGAAUGAUUUUAAGCUGAGAAUAAAAAGAACCAAUACAUAUUUAAUAAAGUUCGAUAGCACUAAAUAUAUUAUUAGUAUUGAUCUUCAAAGAAAACACCUAUUGACUCAGAGUUCCAAUCCCUUGAAUUGUAUUAUCUGCCAACUCCAGCAAGUUUUCUUGCCCUACAUCAAGACCAGUUCCAAAAUAUUCAGCUUAAAUUCUUAAAUGAGCAUCCCAGUGAAGUCAGAGUACAGUAGAAGAGGCUGAAGGAGGGACAGGGAUAAAGACAGUCUUCCUGAGUGGAGCCACCACACCUGGGAAGCGACAGAUUUUAGCCUCUGUACUAGACCAUGGACCAUACUUGCAUGGUGUCUCCUGUGUCCAGGGCAUUGUGUUGGAAUUCCACAAGCAGCAUUUGUAAGAACUGAAAGGAGAAGGUGUGGUGUGAAAGCCCUGGAGGACCACAGGGAACUGGAACAAUAAUUUCUUCUCUUUCUUGGGUAUGGUGGGGUGAACUGGAGACAAUCCCUAAGGCAUCAGAAACUCUGCCCUGCUCCUAAGCUAGCUGGGCCCAUGCACAAACCCACUAGUCAGAGGGGUGAGUUGUGAAUAUAUAUCCCCUGAGGUCUUCAGAAAUUGUCUUUAUCACUUUAGUAUUUUUUUAAGUGGGCUCCACACUAACCUUGAACUCACUACCCCAAGAUCAAGACCUGAGCCAAGAUCAAGAGUUGGAUGCUUAGCUGACCUGAGCCACCCAGGUGCCCCAUAAUUUUAGUAUUAUUAUAACAAUAUUCCCAAUUCACUUCACUUGUUUCUAACUUCCUCUGAUUUUGAUGCAUUUCGGCUCAACUCAGAAUGCCUUCUCUGACAGAAGUUGGCUUUUGUGGACACCAUAGAGAUAAAUCACUCAGACCUACCUUCAAGAGAACUGCCGUGAAGAGCACAUCUGCUGACCUCCAGCAGCUGCACCUUUGGGUCCUCCAUAGCAUUGGUGUCAAGGUCACAGUCCCUAACUAGAACUGGGCUAUUCCUGCCCAGGGUAGUUCUUUCCUAACAAACUUGUGCUCAGGGCUCCCCAUCAACUUGGCUGACAUCUUCUCCCUAACCCUGUCUGUUCUUUUUCCUUUAAAAGCACCAGACAAACAUAGCACUCUGAAGACU